Molecule: messenger RNA, 4882 nt
Organism: Hypomesus transpacificus
Lineage: Eukaryota; Metazoa; Chordata; Actinopteri; Osmeriformes; Osmeridae
Gene: eya3
Product: EYA transcriptional coactivator and phosphatase 3
Exons: 19
Coding region: 249-2075 (608 amino acids)
Biological process (GO): cell differentiation; positive regulation of DNA repair; multicellular organism development
Cellular component (GO): nucleus
Molecular function (GO): protein tyrosine phosphatase activity
Source: RefSeq, a predicted model, not a curated record
UUGCUCGUCUCCUCGGCCCGACCUCGCUGGUUAGCUUACUUGAAAUAGCGUACGGUGUCGGUGAGUGGUCAGAACUUCCUGCAAAUUAUAGUUCCCUAACAACAGACAAAGCUAGCGAGCUUGUACUUGUAGUAGUCUAGAUUGUCUGGAUUCAAUACGAAUACGUUUAUUGAACAAAAGCACAAUUCAUCCCCCUAUGCAGGGUUCUAAGGGUCUUUCCAGAAACAGCAGAGUGUAAGACUGCAGACAUGUCGGGUCUCUCGGCAGACAUGGAUGACUUGCAGGAGCAGCCGACAAAGAAGGCCAGGCAUGAGCUAGACAUGGGACUUGAGAAAGAGCCCAGGGGCUUAGGUGAUGAAAGUAGUCCCUCUGCUCUCUUGGGCUCAGUAGAACAGGACAACUCUUACUCCACCUUGUCCAGUGCCUCUCUUGGAGGACAGCCUGGACCAGAAACUGGGUCAAGGCCUCAAGCAUGUGAUGACAACAUGAAUUCGUACACGCACACUGCUGUGACCUGCAAAGAGCUUACCACAACAACAGCCUCUGAAUAUACCUCACAGAUAUACCAAGGAAACAACCCAGCAGUGACAUCCUACACCAGCCAGGUGGGCUUCCCUCCUCUGGCUCAGUCCACAGUCUACACACCCUUCCCCCAGGCAGGGCAGACAUACGGCCUACCACCUUUCGGUGCUAUGUGGCCAGGCAUUAAGACAGAAACAGGGCUGCCUGAGGCGCCCUCUGUUGGCCAGCCUGGGUUUCUCAGCUUCAGCACUGACUAUACCUCCACACAGCCAGGCCAGGUGCACUACUCAUACCCCAGCCAAGGCUCCAGUUUCACCACAUCCAGUGUGUACACUAAUCUCACCUCAGCUACAGCCGCCACCACAACCUCGGCGUCUGUGGCUCACCAGGAAUUCAGCAGUUACAACUCUUUGGGACAAAGCCAGUUCCCCCAGUAUUACGCCCCGGCCCCCACCUAUGUGCCCGCUGGCCUGCCCAAUAACGACGGGCAUGGUGCCAAUGUGGGCGUGGCUGGUUACCCAGCCAUCAAGACAGAGGGCAGUGCCUCAGCCGGGCUGCCCAGCACUACAGAUGCGUCCCCACAUGAGAACCUCCCUACAGGAGUAGCUCUGCCUUCAGGGGUGGGCCUUCCUACGGGAGCCAGGGACCAGGAUGAGGCUGGCCGCAGGAACUCUGCUGGGAAGGCCAAGGCCAAGAACAAGAAGUCCGACAGCUCCCAACCCACUGACAUGGAUCUGGAGCGUGUGUUUCUCUGGGAUCUGGAUGAGACCAUCAUCAUAUUCCACUCUCUCCUCACUGGCUCAUUUGCUCAGAAAUUCGGCAAGGACCCUGCUUCAGUGCUGAACCUGGGCCUGCAAAUGGAGGAGCUGAUUUUUGAGCUUGCGGACACACACCUGUUCUUCAACGACCUGGAGGAGUGUGACCAGGUGCAUGUUGAAGAUGUGGCCUCAGAUGACAACGGCCAGGAUCUGAGCAGCUACAACUUCCUGGCGGACGGCUUCAACGGCCCCAGCAGUGGAGGGGCCUCUGGUGCCUCCACAGCGGUCCAGGGAGGGGUGGAGUGGAUGAGGAAAUUGGCCUUCCGCUACCGGCGACUAAAGGAGAUCUAUAAUGGAUACAAAGGGAAUGUGGGAGGCCUGCUGAGCCCCAUGAAGAGAGAGCUGCUCAUGAGGCUGCAGGCAGAGAUAGAGAACGUGACAGACGCCUGGCUCAGCACCGCUCUCAAGUCCCUGCUGCUCAUCCAAUCCAGGGGAAAGUGCAUGAAUGUGCUGGUGACCACCACCCAGCUGGUGCCUGCUCUGGCCAAGGUACUGCUCUAUGGCCUGGGAGACAUCUUCCCCAUCCAGAACAUCUACAGCGCCACCAAAAUAGGGAAGGAGAGCUGCUUUGAGCGCAUCAUCUCUCGCUUUGGGAAGAAGGUGACCUAUGUGGUGAUAGGGGACGGACGGGACGAGGAAUUUGCAGCGAAACAGCACAACAUGCCUUUCUGGAGGAUCUCCACCCACGGGGAUCUGGUGUCCCUCCAUCAAGCCCUGGAGCUGGACUUCCUCUAGAGCACCAUACGCUGGAGGUCAUUCUCACUAAAGAGGAAAUACAGUCACCUGCCUCUGCGGCCCCGCGGAGCCCUUAGCCCUCCCUCAACCCUCCCAACAUUCACACACACACACCUGCUCUCUGUAAGUCCUUACUUGCGUCUGACAGCCAUAGACUAAGGUGGAUUGGGAUGGUGGUUUUGGAAGAAUUGGGAGUAGAGCAGGACCGGACCCUGCCCAAGCGACUUUUCUCCCUCCCUCGGCAGCUAACCUCUCUCUGGCUGAACCUGGCACUUAACCACAAACAUCUCUUAAGCUCCAAAGUCUGUCUUUUCACCCAACCACCAGUGGCUGAGACUGUUCUUCUGUUUUCUCUCUACCCCCCCCUCCUCAAUGUAGUGGACUCACCAAAGGGACUACUGACUGACCAAAGGUCUGCACUGGCAUGGUCUCUUUGGGUUGUUUUCAGCUUUCUUCUUUUCAACCCCUCUGGAGGGUGUCCGGGAAAGUAUGAUGUCACUUCCCCAUCGGAAACAUCAGUUCCUCUUUUUUUUUUUGGCCACUCAUUCCUAAGCUUGAAAGCAUCUAUUAUUUACAGUCUUUGAAUAAAAUUCUGAGUUAAUGAGGCUGCAUUGACGAAGUCAGCCAUCAUUUACUGUAAGGUUUUUCCCAAAGUCGUAUGAGGUAUUUGGAAAGUAUUUUUACCGCUCUAGCCUUUCCCACUAGCUGACUAAUGGUAGUAGUAGUCAACAGUCAGAUGAUCCGACCAUGAGGCAGUCAGCUGACCUGACCUCUCCACUGUUACACCAGUCACUCCUGUGGAGGCUUUGCAGCCAGCCAGUCUGUCAGAGGCAUAUUGAAGAGCCAAACCUGCAUUCCCCUCCCUGCAUGCUUAGGACUAGUAUGAUAAUUGAAUAGUGUUUGUAAGGAUUAUGGAUUCAUUGAAAUCAAGAUGUUGCUUUUUAUCAGGUAGUAUGGAUGGGCCCAAGAAAGCAAUGCAUGGCAUUGCAUGCUUCAUCCAAACCCUUUUGGCUAACUGUUCCUCAGUGCACAGCCCUAAGUGUCCUUGAAAUCCUUUAAAAGAGACUUCUGUUGACAAGGCAUUUAAACAUUGCACAUUGCAUAGAUACAGUGGAACUGUUUUAGGUUAGGUUGCAGAAGGUUAUUUUUAUGGAAAACAUUAUUGGAUAUUUGUCUUGUUCAUUACAAUUUCUUAACAAUUUGAUCAACCACUAAUCCAAUCCCUUCGUAGGGAUUUUAAGAUGCAGGACAACUAACCCAAACUCAGCUGUAUAAAUCUACACUCCUGUUUAGUCUGUCUGUCCCAAAGCAUUGCAAACCCUCCCUUGUCAUUAUAGCCUACAUGUUGGGGAAAACAAGGGAUGUGCAAUACACGUAUGUCAGUGGUAUGCUCUUAAACUAUAUUUCAAGGUAAAUAACUUUUUUUUGCCUGAAGUAGCUGAUAAAGAAAGCUGGAUGGCCCAAAAUCCCUGGUCUGUGUGAGAUUGUGACUGAACAAUACUGAGCCUGAAGAAGAUUGUGUUCCUUGUUUUUGUUUUUUGUUUUUUACUCACAUGCAGCUUGACAAUUAAGAAUGUGUUUUCUGUGUAUUUGUUUGUAUUUCCUGAGUUUUCAUAAAUAUUUAUAUAGUGCCUUGUAGUCAAUACCAUUAUGAAUAUAUAAUCUCUUAAGGGAAUUACUUAAAUGUGUUUUAUGCAUUAUCAAUAAUGGUUGUUCCACACUUAAGCUGAAGUGUUAUUUUUCUUAUUGUGUUACCAUACUUUUUUUUUAAUGAUAUUACAAUAUACUUUAUUAAUCAGUGCAAAGACUUAGUUGGUCCUGUUGGACCGAUGCACAGGAGUAAUUGUUACCUGAGGAAAUUAUACCACUGAAACUCUUUCUCUGCUAUAGCUUUGUCCACUGAAGCAGUAGCAUUCCCUUUAGCCUUUCUAAAUUGGAAUCACAUUGUUGUUGCUUUCAGUGGCUUGUAUGACUAAGACAAUCAAUCCGUAAACUACAAGGUACUUUGAUUUAUGUUUAGACACACCGAUUUUGGGUAAAGAAAGUAUACAGAGUGAGGUCAUGUUAGCUCUCUGUUAAAAUAAUGAAAAACUACCUAAGUGAAUCAAGGAAAUGAUACUGUGACAUAUCUCUUUUAAAAUAAGUCCUUUGGAAAGUAAAUGUUAUCAAUGUAAAGUCAAUAUGGACUGAUCCAUUUUAUUUGAACCACCACACACAAUCAUUUGACUUGUUUUUCUAGAGACCAUUGAAGUUUACCAAUUGCAAAAUACAUCCCUUUUGUUGCAUUUUCUUUCUGUAAUGAGUUCUUCUCUGCUUGCAUUGUUUUUCUGGUUGAUUGGUUUGAUUUUAUUUGUUUUGAAGUGCAUGCGUUUCUAUAAAUGUUAUUUCUGUUUUAAAGUUUGUUGUUAUGAAAUGUAUGAGUAUGCGUUUUUUUACUAUGAGGGUCUGCUAUGGAUUUUACUCCCCACACUUGUUCCAAAGCCAAAAAACGAAGUACUGUUUGUCAUCUUGUUUCUAGAUCUGUCUGUGUUGGCUUAUGUAGAUUAGUGUGUGCAAUAUCUCAACUCAAUGCAAGAAGCUAUGAUGGCACAUAGCUUUGUAGGGAUCAACUUUAUCAUGUCAAUACUGAAUACACUUAAUAGGCUAACUUAUGUAAAGUAAGAACAGAUGCAGAGCUUUCUCUUGUGUAUGUUUUGUUUCCAGUCUGUUGGAUAGGACCGGAACACUGUUGAUCACCCUGCAAGGUUUUCCUGUGUACUAAUAUUACCCAUGUACAUUUAAAAAAAAUAAUAAAACUUUGAAAUGUA